AUGACAACGGUGGGCGCCUAUGCCUAUUCGAUCGAAACGACCGAGGCCAUCAGCCAGGUUUCCACGUACUUUCUACAGCAACGGGUCGACAUGCGCGACCAGCAUGAUUUGGGCAGCUGGCUCACGCGCUUCAAGGAGCUAGACCUACGCCUCACCCACUGGAAGAUGCUACUUCCGCAGAAAUGGAAGGCCGACAUGGCUCGCCAGGACAGCCGCAUGGAUCCCAAUCUGACCCUCGCCCACGUCUCGCACAACACUUCCACCAUCCUGCUGCACCAGCCCAUUGCAUUUCCCGCGCCCAGCUGGGCCUUUGCGGCCCGUCUCCCUAGCGCCAGCAGUGCGGAUACCUGUUCGGCCGCGGCGGUCGAGGUUGCAGCCAUCGCCCGCAACUACCUCAAGACGCUGCCUGCAAGGCUCCCCGUGGCGAACCUGUUGGCAUUUUGUCUGUUCACCGCUGCCCGUGCUCUCCUGAUCCACUGGCAGUAUUACCCAUCAGCAGCCCUUGCACCAGAGUUCCCAUCGCUAGUGGAGUGUUUGGACAAGAUGUCGAGGCUGUGGAGGGGAUAUGACGAGGGCCGCCUCCCCUCGGACCUGGCAGGACGGUAUGCGCAGAAGCUGCGAGACCUACAAUCCCGCUGCGUCCAGGAGGAGCUUUAUUGUAUAGAUCCAUCGGGAUAUACCGCUGAAGUAUCGCAUUUGGAACAGCCACCAGUGCAGAAUUCGGUGCCGGAUAUCUUGCAGAGAGUACACAGUGUGCCGAAUGGCCAGAUUCCGGCCCUUGAGUCCGAGUAUCAGACCGGCACUGGUGAUCUGAAUAUGAUAUCGCAGAUGUUUCUCGAUCCCAAGUUUAUGGACAUGGAUCGUAUCAUCAGCUUCCAUGAUGGCAUGUUCAACGCGGAUGAUUAUGCCGUAUAG
Messenger RNA from Penicillium riverlandense, 915 nucleotides. Its product is annotated as fungal specific transcription factor domain-containing protein. The record is from RefSeq and is a predicted model, not a curated record. The coding region runs from base 1 to 915 and encodes 304 amino acids. NCBI's taxonomy places the organism in Eukaryota, Fungi, Ascomycota, Eurotiomycetes, Eurotiales, Aspergillaceae. The transcript has a single exon. Gene Ontology annotation, cellular component: nucleus.